Prunus avium (sweet cherry) is the source of this 2329-nucleotide messenger RNA. RefSeq names its product Protein kinase superfamily protein. NCBI's taxonomy places the organism in Eukaryota, Viridiplantae, Streptophyta, Magnoliopsida, Rosales, Rosaceae. The record is from RefSeq and is a predicted model, not a curated record. Gene Ontology annotation, molecular function: ATP binding; protein kinase activity. Gene Ontology annotation, biological process: protein phosphorylation.
AAGGAGUUCCCAUUUGCUGUAUAUACACCGUUAUUAUCUCUCUCUCUCUCUCUCUCUCUCUGAGUCUGACGCAUGUAAAUUUUACUCUAAAUUCGUCGAAAUCUCAAACUCAUCGGAAUUCAACACCAUAGUCUCAGUUUCAAUCAAGGAAUGGCUAAACAAGUUGUCGCUGCCCAACCGUCAGCUUCAUUUGAGUAUGAGCUUUUAGAUGGUGAUUCUGAUCACCUAAGGACUAUCGUAGGCUCUACAGACCAGAAAAGUCCAUGGAUUGAACCUUCAAAGUUGAAACUUAGACACAGAAUUGGGCGGGGACCCUUUGGUGAUGUUUGGUUAGCAACCCAUCAUCAGUCAACUGAAGAUUAUGAUGAGUAUCAUGAGGUGGCUAUCAAGAUGCUUCAUCCAAUUAAAGAAGACAACAUGAGAAUUGUGUUGGAUAAACUAGAAGAUAUGUUCCGUAAGUGUCAAGGACUAAGAGGUGUUUGUUGGCUACAUGGAACUUCAAUAAUCAGUGGAAAGAUAUGCAUCAUAAUGAAAUUAUAUGAGGGAUCAGUUGGUGACAAAAUGGCUCAAAUCAGAGGAGGAAAGCUUGCACUUUCUGAUGUUCUGAGGUAUGGGAUAGGGUUGGCAGCAGGGGUUUUUGAACUACACUCCAAAGGGAUCGUGGUUCUUAAUCUAAAACCUUCUAAUGUUCUUCUAAAUGAAAAUGACCAAGCAAUACUUGGAGAUUUUGGUAUUCCUUAUCUAUUGCUUGGCAUUCCAUUGAUAAGCUCAGAUAUGACUCGGCGGAUCGGAACGCCAAACUACAUGGCACCUGAACAGUGGCAACCAGAAGUACGAGGUCCAAUAUCCUUUGAGACCGACUCUUGGGGUUUUGGGUGCAGCAUUGUGGAACUGUUGACUGGUGUCCGACCUUGGGGUGGGAAAUCUGUUGAUGAAAUAUCUGAUUCAGUAGUCAGAAGGCAAGAAAAACCAGAUAUACCAAGUGGACUUCCUCCUGCAAUAGAGAAUCUUCUUCUUGGUUGCUUUGAGUACGACUUGAGGAGUCGCCCUUUAAUAACGGACAUAUUGAAUAUAUUUAAAAGCAGCUUGCAGAAUGCAAUCUCCAGUGGUGGAGACUGGACAGGUCUUGGGACUAGAACAAUCACAGAGAAAUCAAGUAGCACUGGUUACACGGAGUGGUUCCUUUCAAAGGAUCAUCUCCAAGUGGGAGACACAGUGCGUUCCAGAAAGCCAGCAAACUCCUGCAAACCUGAAAGUAUGUAUGUCCCAGAAGGCACAGUAGUGGGUGUAGAAGGUGACACAGAUCACCAUGGGUUUGUUUUGGUGAGGAUUCAUGGCAUCCAUGACCCAUUAAGGGUUCAUGUUUCAACACUGGAGCGGGUAACUUUUGGCUUGGCAGCUGGUGAUUGGGUGCGCUUGAAGAAAGAAGACAAGAAACACUCACCAGUAGGUAUUCUUCAUUCCAUCAAUCGCAAUGGUAAUGUAGCUGUUGGAUUUAUAGGGUUGGAAACUCUCUGGAAGGGGAAUUCUUCAGAGUUUCAAAUGGCAGAAUCCUACUGUGUGGGUCAGUUUGUUAGGCUGAAAGCUAAUGUUUUGAGCCCUCGUUUUGAAUGGCCUCGUAAGAGGGGAGGGAUAUGGGCUACUGGGAGGAUAUCGUGGAUCCUACCAAAUGGGUGCCUUAUUGUGAAGUUCCCGGGAAUGCUGACUCUUGGGGAUGAGAACUCGACCUUUGUAGCUGAUCCUGCUGAAGUGGCAUUGGUUACGUUUGAUACUUGCCCGGGAAUUGUGAAGAAGUACCAACAUCUUGAGGAUUUCCAUUGGGCAGUGAGACCACUUCUGGUUGCAUUGGGGCUAUUCACAGCCAUGAAGCUAGGCAUCUUUGUUGGAUCAAAAAUGGGGAGAUCCAAGGUGAGGAAACAACAGACUGGUGCUGCACAGAAUGAGAAUCAACACACAGAUGGUCAGAAUUCCGGCAAUCCGGCAUGGAGGCCUCCUAACGUGGCAAAUAUCCUUUUCCGAGAGGGUGCUUCAACAGGUCUUGCUCGGUAGUUUUAUGCACAGUUCAUCUGCCCAGAGCUAGUGAAGUUUGCUGUAAAUCAUACUUAUCUGCUGUAACUAGUUUGUUGGGUAGUUUAGGGCAUCUUACUAUUUAACUUCUGCGUGCUGGAGAGCAGCAGAACAAACAAUUAUCAGUGUCAAAUUUAGGGCAAACAGAUUCGCUCCUUGUGUAUAUAAAAAUGUAAAUAUGCUAAUUGACUUAUUUGUGUGAUUAAGACUGCAAUGUAUUUAACUUUGACCCAUAAUUUUAUGGGGUGUUAUUUCCUGGAAA